Messenger RNA from Salpingoeca rosetta, 3960 nucleotides. RefSeq lists its product as uncharacterized. The coding region runs from base 1 to 3960 and encodes 1319 amino acids. The transcript has 3 exons. The record is from RefSeq and is a predicted model, not a curated record. NCBI's taxonomy places the organism in Eukaryota, Choanoflagellata, Craspedida, Salpingoecidae.
AUGCGCGACGGUCAAAAGUACGAAAGCUUCUCCUUCCGCAACGUCGACGGCAACUGGCUCGAGAUCUACCUGCAGCCAAACACGUGGCAGUUUGUGGACCACAUCCUCAAUAUCCUCCCCGACCAGGAUGUCGCAUACGUCAACGCCGUCCACAAGCGCCGCUCUGCGCGCGUGUGGACGGACCGUGGCCGCCUUGUGGAGGUGUUUGUGCCCAAGGAGGCCCUCCUGGUCUCUGCGCACCUCGUGCCGCCAAAUGAGGACGACAGCAGGCUGUGGCCGAAGCUGCGCACCUACCGCAUGAUCCCGUCGACACGCCGCUUCAUCAUGGACCAGACGAGCGGCUCCGACCUGCGCACGUUGGCGGACUUCCCGCGCUACGGCAUGACCGGGUACCGGUUUGCGCUCCUGCUCCAGCUGUCCACAGGCGCCUACGCGUGGAAGGUGUCCAAAAACGUGUUCGCCUUCCGCUCCAAAGGCUCAUCAGAGGUGGCCGCGGCCAGGGCAGCGGAAUCAGGAAAGGCGACAACAGCACCCGCAUCAUCAAAGCCAUCCUCAACAGCAGCAUCGGGCCGCACCAGAACAUUCGCAUCAAAGCGGCCGCUCGGGUCGGCGUCGUCGUCAACUUCCAGCAGGCGCAUGCAUGUGGUGAAGAUGGAGCACGGUGGCACAAUGGCUACCUGGCACAUGUACCCUGCUGGUGGCAGUGCAGACCACGGCAGCCGCGCCAGCAGUGGCCGCGGCGGGACCACCAGCGUCUUCAGCACCAGCACCCCCACCAGCAGCAACAGCGUGUUUAGCAGCUACAGCAGCGCCAACAGCGGCAAUCACGGCAGAGCCAACAACCACAGCCACAACGGCAGCCACAACGGCAGCCACAACGUCUACAAUCGCAAUGCCGCAAACACCGGCAUGUACAAUAACACCACCAACACCAACAACACCACCAACACCAGCAACAUCAGCAACAACACCAGCAGCAUCAGCAGCAUCAGCAACAACAACAUCAGCAACAACAUGGGCAGAACGACGGCACAUCGUUCGCUGGGCGGCGAGACACCGGCAAAACGCGCCCAUCUCGUGCUGCCGCAGAACGGGCCCACCGCCCCGACGACGUAUGCGGCACCCAAUCAGCAGCCGGUGGCGGCAACCUCGGCACCCAUGCUGAUGCUCCUGUCAAACGCAGCAGCCAGGAUGGACCGCCACGGCGGGGGCGGCUACAGCAGUGGUGGUGGUGGUGGUGGCGGCGGCGGUGGCUGGAACAACGCAGCCCACGCCCCCAUGCAGCAAAGCCCAUGGCAGCUGCAACAGCAGGCGCAACCGCCACAAGGCAACAUUGGCACCCAGCCGCAGGUUUACGGCGCCUCUGCCGCCCAAUCAGGCCCGACGUCCUCAGCCACGCCGACGGUGCCGCAACCGCGCAUCAAGGAGGAGGUGAUUGAGAGUGAAGCGGGACCAAUGCACGGUGCUGUGCACAAUGAUGAUGGUGGUGGUGGUGGUGGUGCCAGCACUGGUGAGGGUGGUGCGAAGCGACAGCAGCACGAGCGCCAGCAACAGCCGCAGGACCAGCUGCACAGGGGCAAGAAGAAGAAAAAGAAGAAGAAGCAGAAGAGCAAGAACAGCACAAGCAACCUGAACGGCACAACACCAACCGCACCCGUGUCGCAGGCCACAGCAUCGUCGACACCAGGCAUGGAGCCUCCGAAGCUGAUGCCACUCAACCGCUACCCGUUUGCCAUGCCACCCACGAUGAUGCCGCCACCACCUGCGGGCGGACUGGCUGCCCACCCGUCCUCGCUGCAAACAGCAGCACCGGCAGCACCAGCACUACCGGCCACAGCGGCAGGGCUGACGGCUGCAGCAACAAGGGGAUGGCCCACCGCUGCACCACCGGCAACAGCAGCACCAACUCCACUAACAAUAACAACAACAACACCACCACCACCGCCAGCAACGACAAUACCAGUGCCAAUACCAACGCCACCAAUGCCGGCAGCAAACAUGGCAGCAGCACCGCCACCCUGCACCGGGCCCUCCUCCUCCUCCCUCACGGCGUCUUCAUUGCCCCACCAGCCGUAUCCAUAUGCGAUGAACCCUGCCGCAAUGAUGGCUGCAAUGGCAGCCAUGCAUGGGGGCGGUGGUAUGAUGCAACCAUUUCCAGGCAUGAUGCAAUCCUCCAUCGCCCCGCCCACAGCAACCACAACAGCAACAGCAGCGUCGUCGGCAACAGCGCCGCUACUGGCGGGAAUGCCGAACGCGCUUGUGCGCAUGCCCGAUGGAACCAUGUCAGUCGUUGACCCACGCAUCUACGCGUACCAGGCAAUGCUGCUUCAACAACACCACCAACAACAGCCGUGGCAGCCGUGGCAGCCGUGGCAGCCGUGGCAGCAGUGGCAACGCGGCCAGGGAAAUGACCAAACCAAGACGCAGAAGGGUGGUGAUGGCGGCAAGCUGACCAGGGGCCGAAAGAAGCGUGCCAACACCAGCAAACAUAGUGCCAGUGACGACGAUGACGAUGGUGGUGACGACACGGGAGCAGGCUCUGACGCGAGCACAGAUGAUGACAGCGAUGGCAGUGGUGGCAGCAAAGCAUCAUCAUCGUCGUCGUCGUCACCAGUGUCUCCAUCGUCGCUUGCAUCCUCGCUUCGCAGCGCGCCCCCGCGCCACCGCCGCCGCCGCCGCCACCACCACGCUGGUGACAAUGGUCAUGAUGAUGACGAUGACGACGAUGAUGAUGAGGGCGAUGGUGAUGGCAGCAGUGGUGGUGAGGUUGCUCGUUCCGCUUCUCGCCAGGGCCACACGAAAGGUGCAAAGGGUACGAAGAGUGCGAAGGGUGUGAAGGGUGUGAAGAGCGCGAAAGGCGGCAAUGGCGAUGCCGAUGGUGUUGGUGACGGCACAAGCAGCGACAACAGCAGUGAUCAUGCAGCAACCUCACCACCAGCAACACAGCAGCCGGUGCGUGAACUGGUGCCUGUCGACCUCGUGACUGGUGCGACUGCACGUCGCGCCAUCCUCGGUGGCGUCGUUGCCGCGCGCAUGGGUCGCUCGGGCGUGUGCCACCCUUUCAAAUGCCACCUGUUCCUGCUGGUUGGCGCCGGGCGCAAGCAGAAGAAGGACACGGCGCGGCUGAGCAUGCAGCAGGGUGCGGAUGUGGUCGUGUUUGUGCCGAGCGAUGCUCCGCAGCCCGUGGCGGUGCUGCUGCUGUCGCCCAGCAAGAAGUUGGCGGCGUGUCUGCCCCCAUCGCCACCGCACGUGCUCAACCGCACGCGCCAGCUCACAGCCGUGCCGGAAGCCGCGCUAGGCACACGCAGCAGCACACUGUCCCGUGCCGGUGAUGACGGCGAAGUAGACGAUGGCGAUCGCGACGAUGGUGACAGCAGCAGUGGUCGUCGUGAGGUGAAGGCGGAAGAGGAUGCGAGUCGGCAGACGAGAGGCAAGGGCGCGAACAAGCGCAGGAACGUGGAAAGGAGCAGCAGCCGGCGAAGCAGUGCACGCCACACGCGAGCGGUGACGCGAGAGAAGGAGGGCGGAGCCACGAGUAGGAACGACGCCGACGUCUCGUUCGAGGCGAGCGACAGCGGUUAUCACGUGUACACGCACCGCUUGACGUGGACAACCGACAACCACUUUCCCUUCAACUUUCACCGUGAGGGCGCCGGGCCGUACACAAUCGGUCUCCGGUAUGCGCGCGCUGACGUGAGCGGCAAUGUCGGUUUUGACGACGAGGACGCGGAGGGCAUUGGUGGUGGUGGUGGUGAUGAUGGUCACGGUGAUGAUGGUGAUGAUGAUGGUGAUGAUGAUGGUCGCAAUGACGACGGGGACAAGGCCAAUGGCGAGGGGGCAGAUGGCGAUGGUGUUGUGGGCAACAAGAGGGGCGACAGGACGUAUGCGGAUGUGGUGAUUCCCAACACGCAAUUCUGGCUCGAGCCAACACAGCGUGUGAGGGGCAGGAACACAAAGUGA